CGCAAAGCCAUCGACCACCCAUGUGUUUUGUGGCUCAUGGUGAAGAUCGGUCUUUCAAAGAUCGUCCAAUACCUGCCGCCGCGUGGGAAGCACGAGCAAGGGAAGCGUUGGCAUUCAUGUCUUGCGUGCCGCCUUGAUCCCCGCAGGAUGAUAUCAUAUACGGCGCUCCCCCACCCCCUUGCCAACUAUUAUCCUGGCGUCCACCAUCAGGCUGUAAAGAGAGGAACUGUCGAGCUUAAAUAGAGGAGAUUGCUGUAUUGUGAACCGCCGCGAGACUCAGGUUGCGAGAACACGGCAAAGGCAGAUCACGCCCUUACUUGACUCAGCCCACGUUCUUCGAUAAAUCUAACAAUUCUAAUCACUCCAUACUCCCUUUGUCUUCGUCUUCCUUUGCGUUGGCACUGUUUCGUGCCUUGGGUCCAUACCUAGCCCGCGUUGCACGUGUCCGGUUCCUCCGCCAUGGCUGACAAGAACCCGAUCAGCGAAGUCGUCCCUCAGCAGGAGAAGAAGCAAGAGAGCUGGGGGGACUGGGGCAGGCGGAACUACAACGAGCAGUACGAGGCAUGGGUGCCGUGGAUGGAGGACAAAUAUCUGCAGUGGUUCGGCAAGGACAACAAGGCGUCCUACGUCGCCAAAGAUCAGCUGGACAAGUCCAAGGUCACCGGCGUCAAGCAGGUCGACAAACUACAAGACGACGUGAACAACCUCGCCGCCGGCCAGGUCGGCAAGGGAGGUCUGCUCCAGCCCGUCGGCGACAUGGCCAGCAAAGAGGGCAUCAACCGGGCUGAGCGCGGCGGCAAAGACUCUUCCGGCUCUUAUGCGCCUGGUGCCUUGGGCGACGUGGCCAAUCCUGUCGCCGACGGCGUCAAGGGAGCCGGUAGCACCGUCAUGGAGAGCGGCAAGAGCGCCGGUGGCUACGUGAAGGGCCUUUGGGGAGGAAAGAAGUAAACCGAUCGGACCGUUUAAAGUGAAGAAAGGAUGCGAUGGCUAAGACGGUGUGUCGGGAAGGCGCACAGAUGGUUAACAAGAUGAACGUUUGUUUUUGGAUACCCGGGAAUCCGAACUUUUUAUGGCUCAAAAUUGUUAUUGCGUAGAUCGAACAAAAUGUAUGUCUCGACGCACAGGCUGAGUCACGGUCGAAUUUGGCGACGGUUCUCUUUGUCUUGUAUUAUAGAACUUUUCAUGCGAGAAAUAUACACGUGGUGCAAGCCCUAAA
Molecule: messenger RNA, 1216 nt
Organism: Verruconis gallopava
Lineage: Eukaryota; Fungi; Ascomycota; Dothideomycetes; Venturiales; Sympoventuriaceae
Exons: 2
Coding region: 460-948 (162 amino acids)
Source: RefSeq, a predicted model, not a curated record